ACUCAGACAGUCGUUGACACUGAGAGGAGAAAUGGCGCAGAAAGGAGUUCAGCUGGACCGAGAAACAAUCUCCUGUUCGAUCUGUUUGGAUCUACUGAAGGAUCCGGUGACUAUUCCCUGUGGACACAGCUACUGCAUGAACUGUAUUAAAGGCUUCUGGGAUGAAGAGGAUGAGGAGAAAAUCCCCAGCUGCCCUCAGUGUAGGCAGACCUUCACUCCAAGGCCUGUCCUGGUGAAAAGCACCAUGUUAGCAGCUUUAGUGGAGGAGCUGAAGAAGACUGGACUCCAAGCUGCUCCUGCUGAUCACUGCUAUGCUGGACCUGAAGAUGUGGCCUGUGAUGUCUGCACUGGGAGGAAACUGAAAGCCCUCAAGUCCUGUCUGGUCUGUCUGGCCUCUUACUGUGAGAAACACCUCCAGCCUCAUUAUGACUCACCUGCCUUUGAAAAACACAAGCUGGUGGACCCCUCCAAGAAGCUCCAGGAGAACAUCUGCUCUCGUCACAAUGAGGUGAUGAAGAUGUUCUGCCGUACUGAGAGGCAGAGAGAGCUGGAGGUGAGUCGACAAAACAUCCAGCAGAGAAUCCAGGACAGACAGAAAGAUGUGAAGGUGCUUCAACAGGAGGUGGAGGCUAUCAAUGGCUCUGCUGAUAAAGCGGUGGAGGACAGCCGGAAGAUCUUCACCGAGCUGAUCCGUCUCAUGGAGGAAAGAAGGUCUGAUGUGGAGCGGCAGCUCAGAUCCCAGCAGGAAACUGAAGUGAGGCGAGUCAAAGAGCUCGAGGAGAAGCUGGAGCAGGAGAUCACUGAGCUGAAGAGGAAAGAUGCUGAGCUGAAGCAGCUCUCACACACAGAGGAUCACAGCCAGUUUCUACACAACUACCCCUCACUGUCACCACUCAGUGGAUCUACAGACUCAUCCGCCAUCAAGAUCCGUCCUCUCAGCUACUUUGAGGAUGUGACAGCUGCUGUGUCAGCAGUCAGAGAUAAACUACAGGACGUUCUGACAGAGGAAUGGACAAACAUCUCACUGACAGUGGCUGAAGUGGAUGUUUUACUGUCACAACCAGAACCCAAGACCAGAGCUGGAUUCUUCAGAUAUUCACGUGAAAUCACACUGGAUCCAAACACAGCAAACACACAGCUGUUAUUAUCUGAGGGGAACAGAAAAGCAACAUUAAUGAGUGAAAAACAGUCUUAUUCUGAUAAUCCAGACAGAUUCACUUAUUAUUGUCAGGUCCUGAGCAGAGAGAGUCUGACUGGACGGUGUUACUGGGAGGUGGAGCUGAGAGAGACAGGAGUUUGUGUAGCAGUUGCAUACAAGAAUAUCAGCAGAGCAGGGAGGAGUGAAUGUCGAUUUGGACAAAAUGACAAAUCUUGGGCGUUAGAUUGGAACAACAACAGUUAUUACUUUUGGUACAACAAUGUGGAAACUCCCGUCUCAGGUCCUCGGUCCUCCAGAGUCGGAGUGUACCUGGAUCACAGUGCAGGUAUUCUGUCCUUCUACAGCAUCUCUGAAACCAUGACUCUCCUCCACAGAGUCCAGACCACGUUCACUCAGCCUCUCUAUGCUGGACUUCGGCUUUGGUGUUUUGAUGGAGACUCUGCUGAGUUGUGUAAACUCCAACAGUCAGAAGUCAUUUCAGGGACAGUGGGUUAAAUUGUGUGUUUGAAUUGUGAAACUUGUCCUCAUGUUUGUUGCUGAGAGCUGAUUGUUGUGGCAUUUGUUCACUGCGCAGAGAUCAGCUGUCAAUCAAACACUGUGGGUGGGACUUUGACGUCUUCUCAUGUGUUCUGUAAAUGUUUGAGUGUGUUUAGGUGGAGCUCCUUCCUGUGUCUGUUCAGCCAUGGAGGCUCUCGCUGCUCAGGAUGAUCGCUGUUUACCUGAACUGACUUUUCUCUGCAUGAAAACAGAAACUUCUCUGAGCUCUACAUGUCUGUUGAAUGUUUCUGUUGAUUUAUUUGUAUGUUGUUGUUUCUCCUCCACUGCACGAGUGUUUAGAGAGAAAGCAGCAGAACGUCCUUUAUCGUACAUGUUCUGUUCUCAGAAAUCUGUGAUGACAUUUACAUUUAUUAUUCUGGCAAGCUGACGUAGAAAUGAGGCACUGAGAGCUUCAAUGAAAGUGUGAUUAUCUUCAUCGUAAUCAACAGAUUCCAACAAACUGAGAUUUGUGCAUGAAGUCACUGAACUGACUGUACUGAUGGCAGGUGUAGCUGUCACAGAAAAAUGUGUUUCUUUUGUACAGAGUUUUAUGUUACUGCAGAGAAAAUGUCUUGUUUUAAAUGUCUGCAAGUUCUUUGUCAUGUUACUACCACCUACUGGUCACAUUGUGUAUUGCUCUAAAUAGUCAGCAUGCAGCGUCACAUGAUCAGACACAGGAAAUGUGCUGCCAGGAAAACAGACGCAGCAAACAGACGCUGGACGGUGAAAACAAGAAAAUAGACACUAAGGGACUGUACCAACUCCUAAAUUACUGGUCAGAAGGCGCAUACGGUAUGUUUUUGUAAUUUAUUUUAAAUAGAUGAUUUAUUUAAGUUUAAGGAUUUGUUUGUGCUGACAAAUGCUUGUGUUUGUAUUGUUAAUUUUUCACUGUGUUUGCUGUGCGAAGAGGAAAAUAAAUGCUGGUAAACAUCAGUUGGA
Messenger RNA from Chelmon rostratus (copperband butterflyfish), 2635 nucleotides. Its product is annotated as E3 ubiquitin/ISG15 ligase TRIM25-like. The record is from RefSeq and is a predicted model, not a curated record. Gene Ontology annotation, molecular function: protein binding. Bases 32 to 1654 code for a protein of 540 amino acids. The transcript has a single exon. NCBI's taxonomy places the organism in Eukaryota, Metazoa, Chordata, Actinopteri, Chaetodontiformes, Chaetodontidae.